This is a messenger RNA of Vollenhovia emeryi, 3152 nucleotides long. RefSeq names its product facilitated trehalose transporter Tret1-2 homolog. NCBI's taxonomy places the organism in Eukaryota, Metazoa, Arthropoda, Insecta, Hymenoptera, Formicidae. Gene Ontology annotation, molecular function: sugar transmembrane transporter activity. Gene Ontology annotation, cellular component: membrane. The transcript has 3 exons. Bases 1328 to 2821 code for a protein of 497 amino acids. The record is from RefSeq and is a predicted model, not a curated record. Gene Ontology annotation, biological process: carbohydrate transport; transmembrane transport.
GAAGGCCUUUUACGCAAGGUAAAAGAUUGUGUCUACCAUGAUUCUUGAUUAAUGAGGUCAUCACACUUCCCACCGCAUUGAUAUCGGUUACACCGGAUGCACUGUUGGAGAACGUAUUGAGCUCUGCAUACGCGAGGAAUGAAGACAAAGCACUUCCUCCGGAACAGAGACUACCGAAAAAUGUCAACUUCGUGCCCGAUUCGAUUUCAGCGCUUUGACGCUCUCCUUCACCGCUCAUCUUCAAAAGAUACGGUUCGCCACUUUAGAUAUGCGCAGCUUUCCGGAUUCAUUCUUGGCCUCACAUUAUCACGGUUGAAAAAGUAAAUUGUUUGAUUAGUGAUAAAAUUGGACUGAUAAUGCAGUCAAAUUAUAUGUUAGCGACAUCGAAAAUUCAUAUUUUGGCAACAAACGUUAGAUAAUUAGUGAAAUGGAAUGGUAGUAUUAUCGUCGAAAGGGGAGGACUUGAAGAGACAACCUCGCAGAUUAACAUCCAUAUUGACAUGUGCAUCUUUCCUGCUACUUCAGUAUUGCAAUCUAACGAGGACACGACUAUCGUGAACUGUAUCAUUUUAAUCAUUCUGCACAUAGCCUACUCUACAUUUCUUGAUAACGUUAAGAUCUAAUAAUCAAUCGCACGAUUGAUGUUUGUAAAAUUUCAUACGAUAUGCCUAAUCUUGCACCUUAUCUUAUGGCUUAAAACAUUUCUUAAAAGAAUUUGCGAGAUAAAUUUGUUGUAAUUUUUUUCUGAUUUUUUUAAUGAUAGCUGUACAGCGAUGGACAAAAUGGUUGCGACAUUUUCCUUAAUAAGUUUAGGAACACGCAUGUAGAGUCAGGUUUAUGUUUCAAAACAUUUUCUCUCGGAAAAUGGAAAAUUUUACUCGAGAAAUAGAUCGGAAACGCUUGAAAUGGUUUUGGAAUGACCAUCGAGUAAAAUAUUCCUCGGAGAAGAUUCUACAACGUAACCGUGAAUCUAAAUUCACGUUCCUAAAAAUCAUUAAAAAAAAACAGUGUCGCAACCAUUUGAUAUUCUAUUAUUUCUCAAUAUAUUAUUUCAUAUAUAUUUUUUUACGAUUAUCUCUCAAGAUACUGCAUUCGGAAACAUCAUCUGAAUGCCUCAGUGUAUCAUUUUAAUGCGAUCUAUAUCAUGUAUUACGAGACUUAUUUUUUACGUUUCUUUCACCGCGAAAAAAGCUUAUUUUAAAUUUUAAGAAAAAAAUAGUACAAGUACACUUUUCUGUCAAAAAUAUUAUCGAAUAAUAAACUCGGUUUAAAUAAUCGCAUUUAUGUUAAAGAAGAUCGUGAACUUGAAACGAUAGUAAACUUUGCGAUGUAUUGCAAUGAUACGCAUAUUUAUACUAUCGUUCUUUUUGCAUCAUUCAACCUUUGCUCUUGUACGUUAAUGAUAAGCUUAAUAAAUUCUGUGUUACGGUGGUUUCAGACAGUUACAACUGGAUAUGUGUGUAAGCAACGAGCUGCGUUGGGCGGUAUGCAGGCCGGCAUGACGCUCGGUUGGACGUCGCCAAUCCUGCCGUAUCUCACAUCGACGAAAUCCUUCCUUCCGCAACUGUCCGAGGAUCAGAUCUCGUGGAUAACAUCCCUGCUGGCGCUGGGUGCUAUUGUGGGCGCCGUGCCGGCUGGUAAGAUCGCCGAUCGAAUCGGUCGGAAACGGGCUAUCCUCUUGACGGCUGUACCAUUCGCCACGUGCUGGCUCACUCUGCUUACGACCGCGAACAUCGUCAGUAUAUAUGUCGCUCGAUUCAUCGGUGGAAUCGGCGCCGGGGCGGCCUGCGUCCUCGUGCCGGUCUACGCCGGCGAAAUCGCUCAGGCAUCGAUUCGCGGAGCCCUAGGCGCCUUUUUUCCCCUGCUCUUCUCCUCGGGGAUCAUGUUCUCAUACGUGGUGGGCGCGUACUGCUCCUACGUGGUCUUCAACAUCGCCUGCUGUGCCAUAUUGGUGCCCUUCGUCCUGGGUGUGCCCUUUAUGCCGGAAUCGCCCUUGUGGCUGGUGCAGAGGGAUCGUAAGGCCCAGGCUGCAAAGGUGUUGACGAUUUUGCGGGGAUUGCAUUAUGAUAUCGCGGCGGAGAUAGCCAUUUUGCAGAAUGAUGUUGAUAGGAUGGCGAACGCGUCGGGCGGCAUCAAGGAUCUCUUCGGGACUAAAGCCGGACGUAAAGCCGCUGUCACCUGCGUGGGACUCAUGUUCUUCCAACAACUGUGCGGUGUAGACGCAGUUCUAUUCUACACGGUCAACAUCUUCCAGGCGGCAAACAGCACGAUCGACCCCUUCCUGGCGACCAUUGUCAUUGGAUUCACCGAAGUCGUAAUGACCAUAUUCGUCGCUACCGUAAUUGAUAGAUUCGGCCGAAAGCCGCUCCUGAUAAUAUCCGGCACGAUGAUGACCGUUUGUCUGAGCGUCCUGGGUUACUACUUCAAGCUCAAGGAUGAAGGAAGUGACGUGAGCACCUUUGGCUGGCUGCCGCUGACCAGCCUCGCUCUCUUUAACAUUGUCUUCUCGAUCGGUUACGGGUCCGUGCCGUUCACGGUAAUAAGCGAGAUAUUUCCGCCGGAAACCAAGGGUGUUGCCAGCAGUAUGUCUAUCGUGGUGCACUGGAGCUUGGUGUUUGCCGUCACCAAACUGUUUCCGACUAUGGAGGACAGGAUGGGCCAGGCUGUGACCUUCUGGACGUUCGCGUGCUUUACCGCCGCAUCCGCGGUCUUCGCGUACUUCGUAGUACCGGAGACAAAGGGUAAGACUUUGCAGGAGAUACAAAGCAAGCUUCAACGAAGGCAAAAAUCGAAAACGGAGUAUCAGGUGGAACCGAUCUGAAACUAUCCAUGUCCUGCGUUCACCUUGUCGCACUUUGGUAGCACCGAGAUUAAGGAACGGUCCAUGGAGGUCGAAACGCUCAAUUUUCUGAUGGGUGAUUUUUUCCUUUUUACAAGAACGUAUUUAUUGUAAGCGAAUAUUGACGCAACUGGCAGAGUUUCUUAUCUUUUCUGCACGUAAUGAUUGUACGACGAAUGACUUUCUGAUAUUGUAAAUAAUUAUGUAAUUAUUGUACAAUGAUCUUUCAAAUAAUGUAAAUACCCAACAUACUGAUGUGUGUACUACACAACAAUUUUAUAUAUUAAUAUGACAAAAUAUGUAUAUGUAUAAA